Alligator sinensis (Chinese alligator) is the source of this 1123-nucleotide messenger RNA. Its product is annotated as homeobox protein NANOG-like. The transcript is spliced from 4 exons. The coding region runs from base 1 to 909 and encodes 302 amino acids. Lineage: Eukaryota; Metazoa; Chordata; Crocodylia; Alligatoridae. Gene Ontology annotation, molecular function: DNA-binding transcription factor activity, RNA polymerase II-specific; RNA polymerase II cis-regulatory region sequence-specific DNA binding. The record is from RefSeq and is a predicted model, not a curated record. Gene Ontology annotation, biological process: regulation of transcription by RNA polymerase II.
AUGUUUGCUCACUUGGCUAUGCCCUCUUACCAGUCGUACCCAAGUGGGGCUGGUGCAGGCUACAGGGAGUUUUACUGGAACUCUGCAGGGGAGGCAGAACGAGAUCCGUGCCCAGGAGGAGCAGCAAUACCAGCUGGUAAUGUCCAGUUUCCAGAGCCAGAGGAAAAGAAUGAGAACCCAGAUCUCUCCCCUGCUUCCUCCGGCUCUGGGAACUUCAGCCAGCUCACACCAGACUCUGCCACCAGCCCCCAUGCAGCAUCCCCUUCCCCACAACCUACUCCCAAGUCCCAGAAGGGUGGGGAGAAAAGUACAGGAGAGGUGAAAAAGGCCAAGAGCCGUACCGCCUUCUCCAAGGAGCAACUGCAGACCCUGCACCAGCGCUUUCAAAGCCAGAAGUACCUCAGCCCCCAGCAGAUUCGGGAGCUGGCUGCUACACUAGCGCUUACUUACAAGCAGGUGAAAACCUGGUUCCAGAACCGAAGGAUGAAGCUGAAGAGAUGUCAGAAGCAUGGCCUGUGGGCAGAGCGGGCUCAGAGUCUCAUGCAGAAUGGGUUCCACCCCAGUGGCUACCUGGAAAUGCACCCCAAAUUCCAUCAGGGCUACCCAAUCAGCACGGCUGGAAACAUCCAAGCGAUGGGCACCUCACGUCAGAACUAUGGGCCCAGCCAGAAUUCAUAUGCAUUUGUAGCCAGCGAUGACGGGGGAGUCUUCAGCAAAGCUGGGGGUGCCUGCAGUGUCCAACAGACAGUGGGGUUCAUUGCCCAGCACAAAGUAGACUUUUAUCAUGGCUUCCCUGGAACUGUGGAAUACACUGGCACAAAGACAGGAGAUGGCUAUAGCUUCCACCAUGCCUCUGCUGCUGUGACUUCUUUCCCAGGCACCUCUGGGCACCAUCUAUAUCAUACCUAAAUGGGACGGAUGCAGAAGAUCUAAGCAACUGAGACUCAGCUUCCUUUUCUCUUCCUUUCUUUGUACCUCUUGUGCUCUCUCUGUGUGGCGGUAGCUCUACAGCUGUGUACCUUUCUUACAACCAGACACUCUCACUUAUGCCUACGUACAGACUCCCACAAGCUCAUUUACAAAAACCAGUGUGCAUCUACCCAUAACCAUCUGCAAACUUGCA